Xylaria bambusicola is the source of this 2381-nucleotide messenger RNA. RefSeq names its product mitochondrial carrier domain-containing protein. Gene Ontology annotation, biological process: mitochondrial citrate transmembrane transport; alpha-ketoglutarate transport. Gene Ontology annotation, cellular component: mitochondrion. The record is from RefSeq and is a predicted model, not a curated record. The transcript is spliced from 3 exons. Gene Ontology annotation, molecular function: tricarboxylate secondary active transmembrane transporter activity. Bases 587 to 1867 code for a protein of 426 amino acids. NCBI's taxonomy places the organism in Eukaryota, Fungi, Ascomycota, Sordariomycetes, Xylariales, Xylariaceae.
UGAGCAGAUAGGCCGGGCUCGGCCGGGUAGUAGGUACAAUAGAUAGCGGUAUACUCCGUACUACCAUAUAUAAUUACCUAUGUAGACGAGGUAGUUACACGUACUUCGUUGAUUUGUCGGUAAAUUCCAGGCCUUUGAACAUGGGUAGGUGCACAGGUAAAUACACUACACAAUAGAGUAGGCAGGGCAGAUAGGGUUAGGUCUGAUAUGGAAUCAUAUACUCCUCGCCGAUUAUCACCAUUUCACGAUAAAGAAGAGUUGGUUGUGCUCGGGUUUCGCAUGCGCCAACAUCCAACAUCGCAAGUCGGAGGUCCCUUAGCGCAGGACCACCAGAGGGCAAUGGGGUUCGGAUGACUGCGAGGUGUACGGUAGCAUAUGAUGGCACAUGUUCCGAGCUGCCUCGAGUUCUUACCGUCACGUACUAUGUAACCGUGGCUGCUCGGUACACGUCGGUAACCUGCCCGGCCUGUGAGUAUGCGAGUCUCGGUGGCCCGACGUGCCAAUCAGGCUACCUGUCCUGGAGACCCGCUCAAGAUAAUUAGCCUUCUCCAUGUGGAAUAGAUCGGGAAGCUAACCAAUUAGGCACAUGUGGACUUCUGUCCCUCAGCUUGGCGUCCCCCAAUUCUGCCCCAUAGCAGAGCUCAUACAGAGCCCAUACAGCCCACUGUUCACUGUCCGUUGCCCGCUGCCCCCACUAACCCUGGAGUUGCUAGAGCUUACCUACUGUACACUCUCGCAACAUUUAUUCCCGUCAGCCUCACGAUACAAAGAGCCAGCUUUCCUUUGCCUCUUCCAUCAACCAAACACACCCUUCAUUUUCCCAUCCAUCUCCGGAUUUUCCCUCUCCUCCUCGCGACGAAGCACCCGAUUGCCUUGGUCAGGCCCCCUUCCCCAGUUACGACGACGAGUUAUGUCCGCUGCUACUCCGGCCGGUAUGGCGCCUCCUUUGACGGAGAAGAAGCUUGAGAAGAAGCCCAUCAAGUUCUCCAACUUGUUGCUUGGCGCCGGUCUCAACCUUUUCGAGGUCACCACCCUCGGACAACCUCUCGAGGUCGUCAAGACCACCAUGGCCGCGAACCGAAGUGACAGCUUUGGUAACGCUCUCGGUCGCGUCUGGGGUCGCGGCGGUCCCCUUGGAUUCUACCAGGGAUUGAUUCCCUGGGCCUGGAUCGAGGCCUCGACCAAAGGCGCCGUGCUGCUUUUCGUCGCUUCCGAGGCCGAAUACUACGCUCGGGCUGCUGGCGCUUCCGAGUUCGGUGGUGGAAUUUUCGGUGGUGUCGCCGGCGGUGUCGCCCAGGCUUAUGCCACCAUGGGCUUCUGCACCUGCAUGAAGACGGUCGAGAUCACCCAGCACAAGAUCGCUGCUGGCGGCGCGAAGCCCCCCAGCACCUUCACUACGUUUAUGAACAUCUACCGAAAGGAGGGUAUCCGCGGUAUCAACAAGGGUGUCAAUGCCGUGGCCAUCCGCCAGAUGACCAACUGGGGAUCCCGCUUCGGUCUGUCCCGUGCCGCCGAGCAAGGUAUCCGCCGUGUUACCGGCAAGGAGCACGGUGAAAAUCUCAGCAUAGCCGAGAAGAUCCUGUCCUCGACCAUCGGUGGUGGUCUCUCUGCCUGGAACCAGCCCAUCGAGGUUAUCCGUGUGGAAAUGCAGAGUAAGAAGGAGGAUCCCAACCGACCCAAGAAGAUGACGGUCGGAAACACUUUCAAGUAUAUCUAUGAGACGAACGGACUUAAGGGUCUGUACCGCGGCGUUACCCCGCGUAUUGGUUUGGGCGUUUGGCAAACGGUUUGCAUGGUGGCCCUUGGCGAUAUGGCCAAGGCUUAUGUUGAGAAGAUCACCGGUGACAAGGUCACCGCUAAGCAUUAGAUGGCGUUUUAGACGGGAUUUGCUCGGGCUUUUUAAUGGGACACCGAUAACAAAAAACAUGAGGGAACAUAUAAAGGGAACGGGAUUUGCUUAACUUGCAAAGAUAGACUUUUUUUUCUCUGCUGUUAUGAGGAUCUUGUUCUUCUUGAUUUACACUUCUUUUGAAUUAUUUGGAAGCCGAAGAAACCUGUGAGCCAAUUCAACAUGACAUCAUUCUGUUUUGGAGAUUGGGGGGAAGGUUUGGCUUUUUAUGUUCACGAUUAUUGAUGGAGGCUUUUUCUGCUAUGCCUUUGACAGUUUGGGACUCGGUGAACUCCCGCAAUUGAAUGAGACUUGAAUGUCCUCGCUUCUAUAUGUGUUUUGACUGGUGACUGUCUUGGCUAUGAGAUAUGGUGAUACUUACGGAUAGACAUAUAUCCAAUUCAACAUGCUUCGGACUUAGGUAAAUUAUGAUAUUGUUUCCUUCGCCUCAUGGGGUCGCAACACAUGGUGGAUAUGAGGAAUUGUCGCUAAC